AUGGCUCAGACCUCCCGAGAGAACUCGGCUCCGAUAGCUCGAUAUGGUGGUGGCAUUGCCAUUGCGACAGACGGCCCGCCACCGUCAACCUUGGCGGCGCAGCUGGUUGAGAACAUAUCUACAUCUGCCAAGUCAUCAAGGUCGGACGAAAACAACGAGCUCAAAGGGCUAUUCGCGGCAAUUCAGGAAGUCAAGGAGCAGCCGGAGCUCCUGAAAUCACAGGCCGAUCGUGUCGAACAUAACCAUAUGCUGAUAUAUGUGUACUGUCGAGUGGCCCUAGAUGGAAUCAAGCUGGACGAUCCUUUUGCGAACCGGACGCAUACCCACUCGGAGGUGCUCAAGGCGAUUAAUUUCCUGCGAUUCACCAUAAAAGAGACGCCUUCUGUACUCAAGUGCACCAACAAUCCUCGCUCUUUGCUCUACAGAGGUUCCGAACCGCUCUGGGUGUGGCUGCUGCCACACUUGCUGAGAUUUCUUGGCCAUGGCUGGUUUUGCGAACUUGAAGGCUCUUUCGAAGGAUUUUUUCAAUAUUUGCUCCUGCUGAUAUCAAGAGUUGGUGAGCUGUGGUCUGUGGGCGUAGAUUUGAUUCUUUACUUGCGAACCUGCGUUGCUGGGGCCAUGGACCAGCUGCGGAAUCAAUCGACAGAAUCACAUCGAUCAAAGACGUUCAAGACGAUCCGCCUCCCCCCCGAACUCGCUCUGAAGCAGAUCCUAGGAGAGGACCAAGAUGCCGCGGGUCGGGGAACCUCGUACCACAUAUCGACUUCUUCGCAGGCGGUGCGACAGAUAUCAAGCUUGGCCAGGGUGCUAGGAUACCCGCUCUUAUCUCAAGACUCUGCUUUUCUUGGAGUGGCCACACUGUCACAAACCGCUCCCUGGUUGCUGGACACAUUGCUCGAUUUGCGGGAUGUUCAGGCACGCUGGGGUCCGACAGAAUCGACUUGUCCGAUUCCCAUCAUCGAGCUCGUUCUGGAAAUUCGGCAUGGGCUUGCAUCGAGGACCGGCCUGUUGUCAACAUUCAGCCGCAAGGCCCAUGCUCUUCUUGUUCUUUUAUGUACGGAAAUGGUGUCUCGUCCCCAGGAUCUUGCGGAACCGAACGAGUCUGGGGAUAACGCAAGAAAUGUGUUCAGUCGGGCACUAGUAGCAAUAUCUGGCGCUGCGGUAGACUCGUACUCUAUCGGGCGCAUGGCGGCCUCGAAGCUGGUGCAAGAAUUGUCGUUGCUAUCGUCGCAGUAUUCCUCCAUAGGAGAAGGGACCGAUGUUUGGCGCUGCAUGCGAUUGCUGCGUCAGAUAGUCUAUGCAACGCCGCAGCAAAUAUACGACGAGGAGACCCAUCCUUUGCACUUUGAAAACGCAGAAAUUCAAUCUGCGGUGGGAAAUCUUCACCUGAAUCACCAGAAAAAUCCUCCGUCUAGCAGUGUGGCAAAGAAAAGAAAGGUCAUGAUGCCGGACGAAGACUUAAUGACCACCGUUUGCAAGGCUCUUUUCGAGGCGCUGGAUAUGGCUUGGACAGGGCAUGUCAACGAACCGAUUCCGGAGGACCAGUUUUUGGAACAGUUCAUGAAAGCUUCGGGCGGCAGUCAGUGUCUUGCCCUGGAUCUUCUUAGCAAGUUAGCUUGCGUUUCCGAUGGGUUAGAAAGCGUACCUGCUCAAGUUUCGGGGGAGACGUCGUGUCCAGUUUGCGAAUUUGGUCGAAAAGCAAAUCCUGCCGAAGAGCGUCAACGCGUCAAGAGCUCAUCUCGAUCUUUGUUUUCGAGGCUGAUCCAGCUACCCGCUUUCGUGGAGUCCAGGCGGCCGCGGAUCGCGGCCAUGAUAGCGUUGAGACGAGUCGUGUUUCACUGCGACGAUGCAGCCUACUUGAAUCUCGAAACAUCCAGCCCGGGCCAGUGGUGCUUGCAAGCUCUGAACAGCUCUGUGAGAGAACUUCGAAUCGCUGCUGGAAGAACGCUGGGUGCCUUUAUACGGAUCAGUUCGCGCGAUACUCUGAAUUCCGACUUGCUUGAAGUAAUAGGCCGAAACCGGAAACUUUUCAUUGCCUUGCUGAAGUCGACCUCUGGACAAGCCACGGACGAAGCUCAUUUGGUGGAAACAAGAAUCAUGGCAUGGGGCCAGAUUGGCCGCGUCGUGUCAGAGGAUGAGCUGAAUCUGGUCCUGAUACAGCUGGUUGAUUAUCUGGGCAACAGCAACAGCAUCGUGUCCGCGUUUGCAUUCAACGAGCUGGUAAACCUUGCCGAGACCCGUGGAACAACUCCACGGCGACUCUUUGAACCUUUUUGGAAAAGCCUUGCCUACAUGGCCACAAAGGACAUGGUCCAGCGACCUCAACGGAGUCGCUCAAUCGCGGAGUUGCUGCAGAUUUCUGUGGAUGAGCUCCUGCUGUUGAUCCAGACGCAUGCGCUGCCUUGGCUUGUUCUAGACAAACGUCGAGACGUUAUCCAAAAGAUUGCGGAAGCUCGCCAAGAAAAGCAUGCCUGGUGUCCCUUGAUGGACGGACCGAACCUGGCAUCGACGUUGGCGCUGCUGCUCGUCCAAGAGACUCAGGACGUUGAAGAAUUCACCAAGUCCCGGUUGAAUGAAAUUUCGUCCCACUUCCACUCGCUUCCGCUUAUCCAGCUGUUUCAGUCCGAACCGGUUGUCAUUGCGUUGGAACUUUUGAAGACGGCAGCGCACGCAGACGAAGCCAAAAAGACCUUGGUCCGUCGCGCCCUUCACCUCAUGGCCACAACCAUCCUCAACGCCAACAAAGAAACACGGAACAAAAAGGGGAAUGUGAUUGGUCGAUUUUUGCGGGAUCACAUCUUGGGCCUCAUGGCUCGACUUACAGAUGUCAUAAACGAAUCAGUGUACCUGCCUCUGUUCGUCACGGAACAGCGGGCCACGAUUGGCGCCUUGGAAGAAUUAAUCACGGUCUGCAAGGAGUAUGCCAGAAUAGCUCGGCCACAGAUUUCGGCCCUUCUCCUUUCGGCCAUUUCUCAACAACCGCUACGUGAAGCCAGCGUCUCCUGUUGGGCCGUCAUGCUGGCCUACUUUGAAGAAGAAGACGUUGAAGCAUUGCUCGAGACCACAUUCUUCAUAGUCAGUCGGCAUUGGAGCAGCUUGACCGAUGCGGGCGCAAGUACUGUCAGAAAGAUGCUCUUGUCCUUGUUGGAAAAACAUGGAGCCGUGGUAGAAAUCAACAUCAGAAAGCUUCCUUCGCUGGCAGCUUGCAAAGGUCUUGAAGAUGUGGACAAGACUUUGACAGCUAUGCGCCCUUCUCUGGCCAUGGAGGAAGCUCUCGAGGUUUUUGCGCAGAGAGUUGCGCAUGACAAUUCGGGAGUGGUCCACCAAGCUCUGACAGAGCUUGUACCAUACUUGAGGGACAACCAGAUUGCUUUGUCUACCUCGGCCGUCAGCCAGAGGCCAGAUAAUACCACGAUAGCUCUGCUGAGGUCCCUCCUGGACUGCGCACACAAGUACAACGGUUUACAAGCCGACAUUGCUCGACUCUGUGUCCAGAGCAUGGGACUUAUUGGCUGCCUGGACUCGAACCAGGUCGAGACGGUGAGAGAGCAGCGAUCCAUCGUCGUGUUGGAUAACUUUGAAAAUGCCGAGGAGAUGACCGACUUUAGCUUCUUUUUGUUGGAGGAGGUCCUGGUUCCGUCGUUUCUAUCCGCGACCGACACCAAGCUUCAGGGCUUCCUGUCUUAUGCCAUGCAGGAGUUGCUGGAUCGAUGCGACAUUCGGGUAUCCUGCGCUAUCAAAAGCGCCGGACUCGUGGGUGGAAACGACAUCUACCGGAAAUGGAUUGCCAUUCCCGAAAACAUCCGUGAAGUAAUGCAACCCUUCAUGUCAUCCCGCUACAUGGUCGCGCCCAUGCCGCCCAGCAGUGUGGAAUAUCCUAUUUUUCACCCUGGCAAGCCGUACAGCAAUUGGCUGAGGUCUUUUGUUCUCGAUAUGCUGGAAAAGGGGCAAAACCCGUUGGCCACAUUGUUGUUCGAACCGCUCAAGAGGGUGAUUCGAAUCAAAGAUCUUUCCACUGCUGAAUUCCUUUUGCCGUAUCUAGUCCUCCACAUCCUUUUGAGCACGACAAGCAGCGAGGGGGAGAAGAGCCGGGUCAUGGGCGAGCUGCGCGGUGUCCUGGAGCAUCAGCCUGCUCAGAAUGCGACCCAUGCCGAGCGCCAGGAACUCAAGCGCUUCUGUCAUGCCGUGUUCCGAUGCCUCGACUAUGCCAUGAGAUGGAUACAGGCAAGGCGGGCUUCCGGUCGACUGUCACCAGAAGGCAAAGAGAGUGUGGCACGUAUACAAGAAACAUUAGAUGGCGUGCCUGCGGAGCUCAUUUCCCAGCGAGCAACUGACUGCAACGAGUACGCUCGAGCGCUUUUCCACUUGGAACACCAUGCCCAAAAAAUGGAACAGCAAAAGAGAGAGCCAGGAGACAGAAGCAGGCUGCUGGAAAAGCUGCAAGACAUUUAUGCAAACAUUGACGAACCCGAUGGGUUGGAAGGCAUUUCAUCUCAACUUCAGGCGCUGGACCUGAAUCAACAAAUAUUGAGCCACAAAAAGGCUGGGAGAUGGUCGGCAGCUCAGACUUGGUACGAGAUGCAGUUGGCCGAGAAGCCGCAAAGCACAGAGGCGCAAAUUGAUCUUUUACACUGUCUGAAGCAGGCAGGGCAACAUGAUGCGCUACUCAACCAUGUCGAAGGAAUGCAGACCGACCCUGGCGCCGACGCCAAGGUGAUGCCGUUUGCCGUGGAAGCUGCAUGGGUUACUGGCCGGUGGGAAAGCAUUCCCAAGUACAUGAGUCGGUUCCAGGCUGAUGUCAUGCAGGACUUUAACAUGUCUAUUGCAAGGCUUUUCAACUCUCUGCAUGGAGCAGAGGGGGUCGAUUCGCUCCGCAGCAUUGUGCAGGGAAUGCAAGACAAGAUAGCCUCUUCCAUGACAGCCACUGCGACGGUUUCGCUGAACGCGGCUCAUGACCUCUUGUUGAAGUGCCAUGUCCUGACCGACUUGGAAGUAAUCAUUGACACCAAGGGGGAAGACGAAAGGCAAAAGACCAUGGCUUUGCUGGAUGGGCGAAUGCAAAUCAUAGGCGGCCGUUUCAGCGACAAGCAAUACCUCCUCGGCGUGCGGCGCGCCGCGAUGGAGCUGUGCAGGCCCCAUUUUACCGACCUCGACAUAUCUGGUUUGUGGCUAUCAAGCGCCAAGCUGGCUCGCAAAGCAAACUCGCUUCAUCAGUCGUUCAACGCGGUUUUGCACGCAUUGCGUCUGGGAGACGACUCGGCCACGAUCGAAAAUGCCAAGUUGCUUUGGAGGGACAACCAUCACCGCAAGGCCAUCCAGAUGCUGCAAGGCGCCAUCGAACGGAACAAAUUCAUGACCCAGUCGGGACCGUCGGUGGGCACGGGCACGACCAAGCUGAACGCGCAGCAGAAGCUAUUGACUGCACGAGCACAGCUUCUGCUGGCCAAAUGGCUGGAUGCUGCAGGGCAGUCUCACGCCAUCGCUUUGCGGGAGAAGUAUCAGCAGCCGCCAAAGACGCAUGCGUCGUGGGAAAAGGGGCAUUACUACCUCGGGCGUCACUACAAGAAGAUUCUCGAGUCGGAGCAACCCCUCCGGGCUGACGACCAGAGCGACAACUACGUCACUGGCGAGAUUGCCAGGCUGGUCAUUGAAAACUACGUGCGCUCGCUCAUUUCGGGAACAAAGUAUCUGCACCAGACGCUGCCCAGGAUACUGACGCUCUGGCUCGACCUGGGCGCGCAGGUAGACAAACCACCACAGGGGAAGACGUCCCUGUCGCGAGAGCUGCACAAGAGACGGCUCGAACAGCUCAACAGCUUGCACAUGUUCCUGGACAAAUACAUCUACCGUCUGCCGGCGUACAUUUUCUACACGACGCUGCCGCAAAUCGUGGCUCGCAUCGCGCAUCCGAACGCGGCCGUCUUCGAACGCCUCACCCACAUCAUCACCAAAGUCGUCGAAGCUCACCCCCGACAGGCCUUGUGGAGCUUGAUUGGCAUCAUGACGACGAAGCAAAUGUCUGAGCGGAAAGCCCGAGGCACGCAGAUAUUGCAGGCUCUUCGAGGUGUCCAGAGAAAGGUGGACGGGACUUCGCAUGACCUCAAGCACCUCAUCAGGGCAGGAGAAAGGCUGGCCGAGCAGCUUCUUCUGGCCUGCCAGAACGGCGACUUUGCCGGCAACAAGACGGUCCACGCCAGCCUGUCGAGGGACCUCCGGUUCCAACACAAAUGCACGCCUUGUCCACUGGUGGUGCCCGUGGAGGGCUCGUUGACGGCGACCUUGCCCGCCGUUUCCGAGCAUGUGAGGAAGCACAAGGCGUUUUCCCGGGACGUGGUGACGAUUGACUGCUUCCUGGACGAGGUGCUGGUGCUGAGCUCUCUCGCCAAACCGAGACGGCUGACGGCGCGGGGAAGCGACGGCAAGAACUACAUGCUGCUGAUCAAGCCAAAGGACGAUCUCCGAACGGAUCAGCGGCUGAUGGAGUUCAACGGCAUCAUCAACAAGUCGUUGAAGCGGGACGCGGAGUCGAGCAGAAGGGAGCUGUACAUUCGGACGUACGCGGUGGUGCCGCUGAACGAGGAAUGCGGCAUCAUCGAGUGGGUGCCGGGCAUCAAGACCAUGAGGGACAUCUUGCUGAAUCUGUACGCCUCCCGGAAGAUACUCCCAGACUACGCCACGCUGCGGCAGUUGAUGGAGGAGGCCUCGGCGUCCGACAGCAAGAUCCGCCUGUUUACAGACGACGUGCUCGGACGGUUCCCGCCGGUGCUUCCGCUCUGGUUCAUCCAGCAAUUCCCCAACCCGUCGGCGUGGUUCUCGGCGCGGCUCAAGUACACGCGAUCCUGCGCGGUCAUGUCCAUGGUGGGCACCAUCCUGGGGCUGGGCGACCGGCACGGCGAGAACGUCAACCUGGAAGAGGGCAACGGGGGGGUCUUUCACGUCGACUUCAACUGCCUGUUCGACAAGGGCCUGACGUUUGCCAAGCCGGAGCGGGUGCCCUUCCGGCUGACGCACAACAUGGUUGCGGCAAUGGGCAUCUACGGAUACGAGGGCCCGUUCCGCAAGUCGUCGGAGCUCACGCUGAGCAUUCUUCGCCAGCAGGAGGAGACGUUGAUGACGAUUUUGGAAGCCUUCAUCUACGACCCGACGCUGGAUCUGCAAAAGGAAAAGAGGAGCUCGAGGAAGAGCGAGGGCGUGAGGCUGCAGCCGCAGAGCGUGGUGGACAGCAUCAAGAGGAAAGUACGGGGCUUGCUGCCCAACGAGAGCAUCCCCCUGAGCGUAGAAGGGCAAGUGGAGGAGUUGAUCAAGCAGGCAGUCGAUCCGCGCAAUCUGACAGCCAUGUAUAUCGGGUGGUGCCCAUUUCUGUAG
Ustilaginoidea virens is the source of this 7365-nucleotide messenger RNA. RefSeq lists its product as uncharacterized. Gene Ontology annotation, molecular function: protein binding; protein serine/threonine kinase activity. Gene Ontology annotation, cellular component: nucleus. NCBI's taxonomy places the organism in Eukaryota, Fungi, Ascomycota, Sordariomycetes, Hypocreales, Clavicipitaceae. The coding region runs from base 1 to 7365 and encodes 2454 amino acids. The transcript is spliced from 9 exons. The record is from RefSeq and is a predicted model, not a curated record. Gene Ontology annotation, biological process: telomere maintenance; protein phosphorylation; DNA damage checkpoint signaling.